AGGGAUUUGAAGCUGGGCCAAGCAGCGAUGGAAAUGUCCUUGUCGCGGCACGGGGGCCCAGCAAAGUAAACGCUGCGCCGCAGGGAAGGGAGCGGGACGACGACGCACCGAGCUCUGCUCCGCAGCCGGAGAGAGGGACGGCCCCAAAAAGCCAGCCGCAGCCCUGGUCGGAGGGGGCAGCAAGAGGACUGCGGGGUUCAUCCACGCUCCCACGGUCUGCAAGGGCCACGGGACAAUACCUGGGGGCCGGGAGCCAUCCCACCACCCGCUUGGGGUUCGGGACGUCGGCCUUUCGACUGGACUCCUGCGCCCAUCUGAGCCCGAUGAGGAGCCGGGGCUGCGCGUGAACCUAUGCAGACCAGGAAGAAAUACAUUUUCCUGACUUUCCUUGCCUCUUGGCUCCUGCUUUUCUUCUUUGGAGGAGACCAGCUGCGCCGUUUCGGUUUCUUUUCCGAGAGGAAAGCCGAAGCUCGGAGGAACUGGCCCCGCUGGACUGAUCGGUCCCUCCUCAAAAGCUUUGCAGACCCCGAGGAGCUCCAGAGCGAUGGGGACCCCUCGCUGCCAUCGCCCCGGGCACAGCGGGCGGCGCGGCUGAGCGUCUACAAGAACAGCAGGUGCCGGAUGGAAACCUGCUUCGACUUCUCCAGGUGCGAGAAGCGUGGCUUCAAAGUCUUCACCUACCCCCGGGAGAGGGACCAGCCCCUCUCGGAGAGUUACGGCAAAAUCCUCGCCUCCAUCAAGCGUUCUCGCUACUACACCCCGAACCCUGAGGAAGCCUGCCUCUUCAUCCUCAGCAUCGACACGCUGGACCGUGACCAUCUCUCGGGUCAAUACGUCCGUAACGUCGAUGAGAAAAUCCGCAGCUUCCCGCUCUGGAACGGCGGCCGUAACCACCUCAUCUUCAACCUCUACUCGGGCACCUGGCCCAGUUACACCGAGGACCUGGGCUUUGACAUCGGUCAGGCCAUCCUGGCCAAAGCCAGCUUCUACACCAAGAGCUUCAGGCCCGGCUUCGACAUCUCCAUCCCUCUCUUCUCCAAGGACCACCCGCAGCGCGGCGGGGAGAGGGGGUGGUUGUAUCAGGACUCGAUCCCCCCGAAAAAGAAAUACUUGUUGGUGUUCAAGGGGAAGCGGUACCUGACCGGCAUCGGCUCCGGCACCAGGAAUGCGCUGCACCACAUCCACAACGGGAAGGACAUCGUCUCGCUCACCACCUGCAAGCACGGCAAGGACUGGGAGAAGCACAAGGACGUGCGCUGUGACAAGGAUAACGUCGACUACGAAAAGUUCGACUACCAGGAGCUGCUGCACAACUCCACCUUCUGCAUCGUGCCCCGGGGCAGGCGCUUGGGCUCCUUCCGCUUCCUGGAGGCGCUGCAGGCCGCCUGCAUCCCGGUGCUGCUGAGUGAUGGCUGGGAGCUGCCCUUCGCCGAGGCCAUCGACUGGGGCAAAGCCGCUGUCGUGGGCAAUGAGAGGCUGCUGCUGCAGAUCCCCUCCGCCGUCCGCUGCAUCCACCCCGAGCGCGUGCUGGCUUUCCAGCAGCAGACCCAGUUCCUCUGGGACGCGUACUUCUCCUCCGUCGACAAGAUCGUGCACACCACGCUGGAGAUCAUCAAGGACCGGCUGCUCCCACAUCGCUCUCGCUCCCGCUUCCUCUGGAACACGCUGCCCGGGGGGCUCCUGGCCCUGCCUGACUUCUCCACCCACCUCGGGGACUUUCCCUUCUACUACCUGCAGCAUGGCUCCGGCCCCUCCGAGAAGUUCACGGCUUUCAUCCGGGCCGUCUCGCUGGCCUGCUCCCUCUCCCAGCCCAUCCUCAGGCUCAUCCAGGCCGUCUCCGGAUCCCAGUACUGCGCCCAGAUCCUGGUGCUCUGGAGCUGCGAGAAGCCGCCGCCGCCAAGUGGGAAAUGGCCCCAGACCUCUGUGCCUCUGACCAUCAUCCAGGGCAGGAGGAAGCUCAGCGACCGCUUCUUCCCCUACACGGCCAUCCAGACGGACGCCGUGCUGAGCCUGGACGAGCACACCAGCCUCUCGACCAGCGAGGUGGACUUUGCCUUCGUGGUGUGGCGCAGCUUCCCCGAGCGCAUCGUGGGCUUCCCCACGCGGAGCCACUUCUGGGACGCCGAGCAGAGGCGCUGGGGCUACACCUCCAAGUGGACCAACGAGCUCUCCAUCGUCCUCACCGCCGCCGCCUUCUACCACAGCCGUGGGUCCGUCCUUGCUGCCUUCGCUCCUAGCAGACACCCGAGAUAA
Molecule: messenger RNA, 2253 nt
Organism: Aptenodytes forsteri (emperor penguin)
Lineage: Eukaryota; Metazoa; Chordata; Aves; Sphenisciformes; Spheniscidae
Gene: EXTL1
Product: exostosin like glycosyltransferase 1
Exons: 10
Coding region: 352-2253 (633 amino acids)
Cellular component (GO): membrane
Molecular function (GO): glycosyltransferase activity
Source: RefSeq, a predicted model, not a curated record